Triticum aestivum (bread wheat) is the source of this 937-nucleotide messenger RNA. RefSeq lists its product as uncharacterized. The record is from RefSeq and is a predicted model, not a curated record. NCBI's taxonomy places the organism in Eukaryota, Viridiplantae, Streptophyta, Magnoliopsida, Poales, Poaceae. The transcript is spliced from 3 exons. Bases 259 to 636 code for a protein of 125 amino acids.
CAGACACCGGUGACCACGGGGAUGACCGGAGCGCGGCUUCGGCUCCUAGGCAGAAAGAAGUCAGGGAGGUGAGGGAGAGAAGAAAGGAUAAAGGAGCGGCGGUGCGGCGACCUAGGCAGGAGUUCGCCGGAGCGAGGAGACGGCGGACGGGCGCGGGAGACAGAGGAAUCCGGCGAGGGGGCGUGAAGUCCUUGCAGGUGGAGGCGGGCCAAGAGGGAUCAAAUCGAGACCAAGAGGCCACAGGGAGCGCUCGUGGAGAUGCGUCAUCACCUCAGGCGGACGACGCCACGGCCAUGUCUUCGUCGCCCCUCCCACCGCGAGGAAGAUUACGCCAAGCUAGGCAGCGGCGCUGGGCUGUACGUGGAGCCUCCGUCAGCCGCCUCCGCCCUCCAUACUGAUGCUCCAUCCUCUGUUUCGAUUGGCUCUGCUCCAAGUUCGACAGACCACUGGUGCUACGCCUCGACCUGCUCUGUCACUCCAUGGCACUCCUCCGUCAGACCCCAUCCAACCUUGAGUCCAGAGUCCUUCCAUAUAGGAGUUAAUUACAAACUGAACACAGAUAGGGCUGGUGGCACUCUAUGGAAUACAAAGCUACUUGAUAAGUUAUGGCAUGAAAUUGCCCGGCCUUUGAUAUAAGCGAAGCAUCAGCCUUGAGGUUAUCCGUGGGGCUGCAAUGAUACACGCUUGAAUGGAAAUAUAUGAAGUCAUGGCUGGAUGUUGCUUUCAACCAGUAUAAGGCACUGUUGACUAAGCAUGUAGAGAUUGAAAUUGAAUUUGUGACACUAUGUAAUUUCGUCUCUGGGGUAAUCGAAGAAAUGCUCCACGAAUAAGGCGUCCAGCAAUAUAUGUUCAACAUCGUGUUCCUGUACUUGAGUCAAUCUUAUUUUUAGGCUUGCUGACUUGCUUUAUUCAUGAUUGAUGAGCUUUAUUACCUAGC